Molecule: messenger RNA, 6267 nt
Organism: Paramuricea clavata
Lineage: Eukaryota; Metazoa; Cnidaria; Anthozoa; Malacalcyonacea; Plexauridae
Source: the annotation of a GenBank genome assembly
UCAAAAGGUUCACUACUGGCAAAUCCCAGAACGGAAUAUCGAAACAUCCGCGUAUACCAGGGCAAAGUAAAGGCUGUCAUCCUGGACUGGGCGGGAACAGUUUUGGAUUGUGGUGUAUACUCGCCAGCCGUCGUGUUUGUGAAGGUUUUUGAACAAGAAGGCGUUCCUAUCACGAUGGAAGAAGCAAGAGAACCGAUGGGAAGGUGAGAUGUGAAACUUCAGCACAUUUCAAAUGCUCUUUGACUUUGUCUAACACAGUCCCGUACAAAUAGCGUGAAAAAACCUUAAAGGACAUUGGCAAUGAACAAUUAGUUUGUCUCAUUCAAAAGAACUCUUAAAAUUAUAUAUUAAACUCUAUUACCGAUUUGUCAUAUCUUGCUUAGUUCUCGAAAUAUUUAGAUCGAAAUUAAUGAGCUGUCCCGCCAUCUUGGACUAAUUCUUGACCUCAUUAACUAUGGUUUUGAUGACGUCAGGAGUUGGGUUAACCAUACAAAACUACUCUAAAAUGACCGAGUAACAAUCGAAAAUUGUUUGAAAUGUUUUUAAUCAUUUCUAAAUGUCAGACAGCAACCAGAAACAAGUUUUGGACCCAUAUUGAUCGCUUACUCUCAAGAUAAAAAAUUAGCGUGACCCUUCUCUUGACGUAACAUGCAUAUCCUCAAUAAUCCAAGAUGGCGAACAGCUCACUUUUUUCAGUCGAAAUAUUUUGAAAACUAAGCAAGAUAUAAACAAUCUGUAAUAGAGUUUAAUAUAUAUAUAUAUAUAUAUAUUAGUUUUAAGAGUUCUUUCAAAUGAACUAAACUAAUUUUGUAUUUGUAUAAGCAAAACUUAUAUACUGAACUUCAGACAUCAUUUUCUUUUUGGCGUACCAUCUAAAAUCUCUUCAUUUUAGCAUUAUUUUAUAGAUAAAACACUAAACAUACUUUCUAAGUUUGUUUCAUGCCGCUUGAGAAACAUAUCAAAAAUUGAAAAUAUAGUCCUGAACCAGUGGAAAAUUAUAUUCAUCAGUUUUGAGCGCGUGUUAGGUUAACAUACAAAAGAUUCUACUCUUAACUCAACGAAAGUUUCUAGAUAUAGGGAUAGAUAUCGAUCUCUCUGUCUCGUCUGUUAUAUAUCUAACUGUAUCUAUCUUUCAGACACAAAAAGGUACACAUUCGCAUGAUCACACAAAUCGACUCAGUGAGGAAACGAUGGAAGGAAAAAUUUGGCGUAAAUCCCACCGAGAAAGACGUGGAAAGAAUGUUUGAAAAUUUUGUCCCGAUGCAAUUGGCUUGUCUGGACGAAUAUGCAGAAAUGAUCACAGGUAGGGAAAUAUGAGGGGGUCACUGGGGGGUAUUCAAUACCGUAAUACCACAAGCAAAUUUUGUCAAUUACCGCUGUUUUUGAGUCCAAAAUUGCAAAUAUACCGUGUACCGCAAGAUUUCCAAUAUCGUAUAAUACCGAUAUUUUUUAAGGGAAAUACCGUAAGAAAAAUAAGCUAAUACCGCCAUAUCGUAAAUCCCAAUGUCCCAACACGACACAGUGAUACAGUCAUGACAUAACAAGAAUGUUACAAGGUUGUUCUAACAAGUCUGAUACAGUCAUGAUAAAACAAGAAUGUUACAAGGUUGUUCUAACAAGUCUGAUACAGUCAUGAUAUAACAAGAAUGUUACAAGGUUGUUCUAACAAGUCUGAUACAGUCAUGAUAUAACAAGAAUGUUACAAGGUUGUUCUGACAAGUCUGAUACAGUCAUGACAUAACAAGAAUGUUACAAGGUUGUUCUAACAAGUCUGAUACAGUCAUGAUAUAACAAGAAUGUUACAAGGUUGUUCUAACAAGUCUGAUACAUUCAUGAUAUAACAGGAAUGUUACAAGGCUGUUCUAACAAGUCUGAUACAGUCUGAUAUAACAAAAAUGUUACAAGGUUGACGACACAAGGUUGUAACAAUAUUGUUAUAUCAUGACGGCAUCCGACUUGUUGGAACAACCUUGCAACAAGUCUGAUAAUAUCAACAAGGUUGUUACAAGUUGUUAACAGCUUGUUGCAAACUUGUUGACAACUUGGGACAAGCAGUGCGAACACAACUUGUUGACGGCUUGUUGGCAGACUUGCUACAAGAUGUGAGAUUUUUGCAUAUGUAGUUUAAAUCGAGGAUGCCAGAUUUUUCCCAACCGAAGCAAAGAAAUGAUUAAAUGUUUCGACAAUAGACUUGAAUUUCAAUUUCAUCAGACUUCAAUUUCAUUGCUCUUAAAUUUCGUUCAGACUUGAACUAAAUUCAUCUGUUGUAAUAGGUGCUGUUGAUACAGUGGACAUUCUGCAGAAAGAUUGGGGUUUAAAGAUCGGCUCGACUACGGGCUUUACAACUCCAAUGGUAGAUGUACUAAAGAAAAUCGCCGAAGAAAACGGAUAUGUACCCGACUGCUACGUCGCCGCUGACGAAGUACCUCAGGCUCGGCCCUAUCCAUAUAUGGUAUGGUUGAACGCUAUCCGAUUGGAUGUGAAUCCUAUUUCAGCGAUUGUGAAAGUUGAUGAUACCACAGACGGAGUGAGAGAGGGGACCUCUGCUGGCUGCUGGAGUGUUGGUCUGGCUAGAACAGUAAGCGCUAGAUUGUUGUUUAGAUCUGUUUAAUGCAUGAUUCCAGGUAUAGACGGAAUUUUGAUCUAGACAAGAAGAACACGGAAUCCAUUACCAUAGCUGGAAAGAGCAUCUUAAAAUGAGUGAAAUUGCAAAGUUUGGUUGCGAAUUGUUGUAAAAUGAGGAAAUUAUAGCCCUGCGAAGUUCGCAAAUUUUGUACCAUUUUUGAGCCGAAAGUUGUUAUUUUUUACCGCGCGUCAUACAAAUAUAUACAAAAUUUGCGAACUUCACAGGGCUAUAUUUUCUGCAUUUUACAACAUUUAGCAACCAAUCUUCGCAGUUUUACUCAUUCUAAGACGCUCUUUCUAGCUGUGAUGAUGGAUUUUGUUCUUCUUGCCUUGAUCAAAAUUUAGUCUAUAGCUGAUGUCGACACAGAGUCGAUUUGUGUGAUCAUUCCAAAGCAUGACCCACCGAAAUAUUCAGCCGUUCCGCACGUUGUAACCAAUAAUUUAUUGGCGUUGUAAUGCCAUUGUAUGCAAUAAGGUAUCGGGUUGUAAUGGUCUACAAUUAAUCCAAACGUUAAUCCUAAUCCAAACCCUAACCCUAACCCUAACCUCUAACCCCUAACCCCACCUCCUAACCCCUAACUCCACCUCCUAACCCCACAGCCUAACCCCUAACCCUGGAGCCGGCCUGCUACCCCUCCGGGGAAAACAUUUCUCUUCGGCGCUACCCCCGCCAUGCAUAAUAAUGACCGCUCCCUUACAACAAAAGGAACUCAAAUAAUGAUACGUUUUUAAACUCAAAUAAUGAUACGUUUUAAAAACAAACGCUUUUGAAAAUAGCGGUAAUAUAAUCUUUUUUAUGAUCCAAUUUUUUUAGGGUAAUUACGUUGCAUUAAACGAAAGUGAAAUAAACGAACUGAGCGAUGAAGAAUACGAACUCAAGAUUGCGAAAUCCUACGAAACUUUGGCGAACGCGGGCGCACAUUACGUCAUCGACAGUAUUGCUGAACUCCCCCCCGUAAUUGAAGAUAUAAACCGCAGACUCGCUGCGGGCGAGCGACCUUGAACGAUCAUUUCUGAUGAUAUUUUUGACAUAUUUGACCAUCAUAUUCUGGUACAGAACUUAUAAUUAAUUUUACAUAUAGAUUAUAAAGUGCGGCAGAUUGCACAAUAUUAAUUUUGUAACCAAUAUAUAGUUCUAUUAUUAUAAAUCGUUCUCAUCAAUUAGAGUACGAAGAUUACGAGUAUUGAAUUUUUGGCCCAGAAAAGCUAGGCCUAGGAACACUGUUUCAGUUCCAGGAAUGGGAAAAUGAAUUUCUGCCUAUACCCUUUCGCAAAUAAGAGUUUUUGUUCUGUAAAGCGCUACUGUCGUACUGAAGUUUAGCUUAGUUAUUUUGUAGUUUACACAGUUAGAACCAUUUUAAUGGAUCUGGCGGUUGAAAAACACAAAAUAAUAGUUAAAUAUUGUCAAUUUCAAUACAAUUAUCAUUGAUGCUGUACUGAAUUGACGCCAUAUUUAUACAGCAAUAUAAAAAAAACUUACUGAACUUCAGACAUCAUUUUCUCUUUGGCGUACCAUCUAAAAUCUCUUCAUUUUAGCAUAAUUUUACAGAUAAAGCACUAUUAAAACAUACUUUUUGAGUUUUUGCCGCUUGAGAAACGUCCUAGCUUUGAGCUAAGUCCUAGCUCAAACUUAUUCAUGUUAAAUAGAUAUUUUUCCAUUAUCGAACUCGAUUAAAAAUGAGAAAUAUUAAUUAUGUGUAUGAAUUGUAAUUUUUAACCUCCAUACUCAAUAGGUUAAAUUAAAAUGUGUGAGAAUUUAUGAAAAAAUCGUGCAUAAUUCUUAAUUUACUUUAUGAAGUAAAGUUGGAAUGCUAUAUACAAAUAUAUACAGUAAUUUAGUACAUACAGCUUUGCUAAAUAUAAUAGUACUAACUAUAAUAUUGUAAUUGUAUAUUCGUUGGUUUUACAUCAUCUUGUGUUUAUGAUUUCCUUCGGUUCUUUUGGACUCUUGGUCUUGUUCACGUUCGUCAUAUAGCACACGCGUAAAAGCGCACAAGUUGUAACAAACCUGCAGCAGACUUGUAGCAAUGCUGUUCCAACAACUUGUCAACAGCCAGGUGAUCUCGUGUUCGUAUUUUAGUAGACUUGCUCCAAGUCUCCACAAAGAGAGACUUGGAGCAAGUCUAGUAUUUUAGCCAAUCGGCGCUCAGAAAGGGUUGUCCGAAUAGAAAUCCAUUUUGAUGUAUUCAGUCAAUUAUAUCUCUCGUUAUUCUUUAUGAAACUAGUUGAAAUUUUGUAAUUAUGUUCGGUUAUGAGAACUCUAGCUCUGACAAAAAUAUGGAAUCGAAAUAAAAUAUAUUACAGGAGAUAUUCAGUUGUUUUAAUCGUAAAAUGGAUUUCUAUUUGACAACUAGUGCCAGUACUUUUCCGCGUAUCAAGAUCAUCUGGAGGAUGUGUUCGCACUGCUUGUUCUCAGCUUGUUGACAACUUGCUACAAGGUUGUUGAGCUCAACAGACUUGUUAUAAGUUGUUCCAACAACUUGUUAUCCUCUUGCAAUUCAACAAUUUGUCAACAAGUUGUGAGUGACAACCUUGUAGUAACUUGAUGAAAUAGCAGCAUUGUUACAACUUGUUGACAAGCUUGGUACAAGCCUGUUGCGAACACAUCUUUUUGACAAGUUGUGAGAUUUUUACGUCCGUAGUACACACAUAAAAACGCACAAGUUGUUACAGGUCUACAAACAAAUUGUUACAAAUCUGUUCACAAACUGUCGACAAAUUGUGUUCGCACUGCUUGUUCCCAGUUGUUGUAACAAGGUUGGUGGCAUCAGAUUUGUUGCAAGGUUGUUCUAACAAGUCUGAUACAGUCGUGAUAUAACAAGAAUGUUACAAGGUUGACGACACAAGGUUGUAACAAUAUUGUUAUAUCAUGACUGUAUCGGAUUUGUUGGAGCAACCUUGCAACAAGUCUGAUAAUAUCAACAAGGUUGUUGCAAGUUGUUAACAGCUUGUUCCAAACUUGUUGACAACUUGGGACAAGCAGUGCGAACACAACUUGUAGACGGAUUGCUUGCAGAUUUGCUACACAAGAUGUGGGAUUUCCAUUUGUAGACCUAAAUUGCACCGCUUCACAGCUUGUUGACAACUUGCCACGAAGCUGAUAACUCGAAGAUUGAAGAUUCGGCCAUCUCAAAUAAUGGUAAUGUUGGGAUAGUAGCGUUGCAGACUGCAGAGGAGAGUGGGCAGUAAGGCUCCCUCGUGCACCACCCCAUGGAAAACCUGCACCCCUCCUUGCAGAUGAGGCUAGAUCCGACCCACAAGUUGAUCAUAUCGUCAUUCAGCGCGCUUCUAUAACUUUGUCCCAAAGCUUCCUGUACUAUUGUCCACAUCAGUUAUCCUAACGUGUCCCGCACUGUCUCCUGAGUUCAUAACAUGACCACCAAUGCCGACGACAUUUCGCUCGUCACCGAGCGACUCGUGCGAGGAUUUUGUCGUGGGUCGUGGCUUUUGAGUGUUUGGUUGCUUUUGAAUAUAACUUUCUUCGCUUGAUUUAGGAGUUUCAAUGUUUUUGCUUGAAAUUUGGGCAAUUUGUUGUUGUGAAUUGGUAUUUGGCUGUUUUUCCUUCAAUACACUCUGUCCAGUUUUGGCUAAAUUUGAUCCCGUUUCAUUGUUUUGAACAGAACUUGCGCCAUCUUUUUGCAA